Molecule: messenger RNA, 1917 nt
Organism: Amphibalanus amphitrite
Lineage: Eukaryota; Metazoa; Arthropoda; Thecostraca; Balanomorpha; Balanidae
Exons: 6
Coding region: 8-985 (325 amino acids)
Source: RefSeq, a predicted model, not a curated record
CUCUCCGAUGGGGUCUGGGAGCAGCCGUACCGCCCGGGCCGCCACCGCCCGAGUCACUACCGCCCGUGUCACCACCGCCCGUGUCACCACCGCCCGUAUAACCACCGCCCGGCCGGCCGCCGACCGCGCCCCCGGUGCCAGCGUCGACCUAACCCAGCCGCGCUCGGCGCGAGUCCGGUUCGCUACCGAUGAGGCGGCGCUGGAGGAGGAGAUACCCGACUGCGAGCUGGGCGAGUCCCUGGACGGCUCGGACGCCGACCGACUGUUCUCCGAGCUGCGGGCGGCCUCAGCAGUCCCCUCCGCCCGCGAGGACAGCGGCCUGGGUCUCCUGGAUGCCGCCUACAGCCACGUGAUCACAGAGGCGUCGCCGGCGGAGCGGGUGGCUCAGGUGGAGCGCGACUUCGUGCCUCCGCUCAACCUCGAGCUGGAGGUGGUGGGCCGCGCGGUGCCCCGCCUCCUCUCCGGCUACCAGAAGAACCGCCGCGAGGAACAGCAGGUGCUGCAGUCGCUCAGGGAGGAGGGUCUCAUCGCCACACCGGCUGAGAGGGCCUCCAGUGGUGUCAGUUUCGAGAUCGUCUCGGCGUCGUCGGCGGUGUCGCUGUCGGGAUCGACGCGGUGCGUGUCGGCGGCCCCGGCCACCCGACUGCCGUCGGCCACCCUGGAUCGUCUGGAGGCGCGUCGCCAUCGACACCGGCGCACUAUGGAGCCCGAGACCGACCAGCUGGCCAAACAGCGACGGCGCAGGGCCGCCGAGGAGGAGAAGGUGCGGAAGCUGCUGCUGAGGAAGCAGCAGGUGGAGCAGGGUCAGCAGCAGGUGGAGGAGCUCCACCAGCAGCUCUCCAUCGAGCGGGAGGCCUCGCUGGAGCGGCGAGUCGGAUCGGCCAUGGACAAAAGGCAGCGCCACCUGAACGAGCUGCGGCAGCGUCUGCGAGAGAAACACGACCGGGUGAAACAGGCGCCGCUGCGACGGGCGCAGGUCACCUAGUCUUAGGUCAGGAAAAGGGGCGGGAUGGGAAGGUCUGCCGCUGAGACGGGCGCAGGUCACCUAGUCUUAGGUCAGGAAAAGGGGCGGGAUGGGUAGGUCUGCCGCUGAGACGGGCGCAGGUCACCUAGUCUUAGGUCAGGAAAUGGGGCGGGAUGGCCGUAGGUCUGCGGCUGCGGCGGGUGCGGGUCACCUAGUCUUAGGUCAGGCAAUGGGGCGGGAUGGGUCGAUCUGCGGCUGCGACGAGUGUAGACCGCAUGGCGUUGAACACUGGUGACGGAGUAGAGCCGAGGAGAGGCUGGCACCUCUGCGACGUAAUUACACGGGUCAUAUGACGUCGACCACUGCUGGAGUGUGGAGAGACCCCUGAGUCAAGCACGAAACCGGAAGGGCAGAAGGUUUAAGGACACGAUCUUUUGCGGGAUUUGGCAGUGCCGAAUGGGGUUAAUUGUUAUUCAGUACGGCAUGAGGACAGGAGGGACGAAGACGGUGCAAGGGGAAGGAGGACGACAGGAAGGAAGACACUGUCUGCAAGGAAGUCAUGUGACAGGCCACUCUUUAAUACUGAAACUAUUUAUUUUAUUUGAUAUGAUGACCAAGCUGUGUUUAACGACGGUAAAUUUUUAUUGUUACUGCUUCCCUUGCUAGUCAAUGACAGUCGCUUGUGUGUUUGUGUUACUCACUUCUUCAUUUGUGUUUGAGUCAUCUAUUUACUUUUGACUCCAUACAAUUUCAUGGCAUUGGGUAAAACACAUCUAACUUUAAUAUGAUCUCUCAUUUAGAUCUUGCGUAGUGCUUUGGUAUGUGCUCGAAGAUUACGCAGGUACAUGCAUUGUUUUCAGAGACUUUUCAUAUCGACCAUGACGUCGCUAAUCGUGACUAACAAAUUUGUGAUGAAUGACAAUAAUAAAAUAUCUGAUGAAACGACCUCUAAA